CGGUAAGAUUGUAGAAAAAUGUCUGCGUCGACAACAUUGCAACUCAUUUCGUAGAAGAAAGGUUUUGACGUAGCCUAUCUAUUGGUUGAAAGCUCUCAACUAUUUCCAUUUCGCAAUUCGCAUGGCUGCUGAGAAAGACCUUGCAUGAAGUUUGGAAAGGGUGUCCCGCGGGCGCCUUCCGGCGCUCCGCGCUAUCCGCCGCCGGCUUCCGAGCGUGUAAUUCCGACUGAAGAUGUCGAUCCUUUGCGCGAUCUUCAGGACGCGCGCAGCGGGUCUUGGCUCGAUUACCUGCUCCUCGGCGGAAGCCCUGGGAUGGUUGCCGUAUCCGAAGUAGCAACACCAAACACUGGCAUAAAUAGUGCAGGCAGUGACGUGAUGCCUUCCGCUUCCGAGAUCCUCGCUGUAGGGUUGGAGCCUCUAGUAAGGUUGCCCUGGGCGCCAGGCGGCAUCUUCAAUCGUGGUGCUGACGGCUGUUCACCGAUGUCUGCACCAGUGCAAGAAAGCAUGGUUCAAGUGUCGGAUUGCACUUCCUCAUGCUCCGACAUCAAAAGAAAGAACCACGAAGGCCAUGCACCUUUCGUCGAGGGUCAGCACUUGAUGGCACCGAAGCAAACAGAGCUCGAGAACGCGGUUAUUGCGAAGAACGAACGCGUCUUCUACAACUCCGCAACAGCACCGCGAAGCUGCAUGGGAAAAAUUCACUACUGCAUGUCCUGUCCCGGCUGGAACAAGGCUACGGAUGUGCGGUACGUCUAUAGCCGAUGGGAGUGGACGAAAUGCUGCUGCGGGCAGGUCAACUGCAUCAAUGGACGACAACUAGACCAGUUUAACGCGGAUUUAGUCGUAGACAUGUCGGCGCACCAGAACCUCUGCCAGAUUUGUAGAGGAGAGGGAGAUAUCUUGGUGCACAAAUUAGGCGGCGGAGAUAUGAGCGACAACAGCAACGAGUUCGUCUUGAAUGACGUUCCGGAAGUGGCAGCGAGGUUUCAAGAGAUGACGUUUUUCUUGUCAAAAAUGAACCUGAAGGGUUUGGCAGCGAAAGGUUUGGGACGUCUCAUGGGAGCGGUGACAUGGACGUUUCCAGCUGGUACAUCAGAUCUGCAUUUCCUGGAUCUCCAAACUGAUGCCUACUUGAUUUGACAUUGACAGGCCUACUAAAAUUGCUUUUGUGAGGACUUAGGAAUUUAUCCUUACUGACACCAGGGUAUGAGGGAGCAGCAGUGAAAAACAUUGACAAGAAUCGCGAGCUUGUUUACUACGACUCAGAGACAGCAAAGCGUACUGUCUGUGGACAGAUCUGCCACCUCCACAUUUGCGCGAAGCCGCAGUACAAUUAUGGCACAUGAGUCCUCUAGUACUGGUUUACGAAUCGUAAAAUACGAUACAAGAGAGAGCUGGUUUUUGUCUCCUGGAAACUUCAAUGUGUUUUUCGUCCGUGCUUGACGGUUCACUAAAAUCGUACUUUCUGAUCUGCUGCUGCUGCUUCUAAUACUCACUGACAAGUGAACGAGUCCUCUACACCGAGUGGGAUUUCUGGUACCUGUGCGAUGAUCCGGCUCACCUGCUUUGUUUUCCGUUCUAUGCUUGUUUUUUCGGUUGUCGCGCAUCUGGAGAGGACAUGUGCUGUUGCCAAGGCGACGGAGCGUCUAGGAUAGCGCAACAUCAGGCAAGACAAGCCGAAAAGAAGCUUGUGGCCGAUGCUCGAGGAUUUUGCGCCGCCAAUGUUAUGCAAGGCGGUUCUGACAAUAAAGUUCUCGAAACUUAUAGACUCUCUCUUUAAAAAUGCAUGGGCGUUUCUGCUCCUUCCAGAACUCUUCCUCUUCUAACCUUUUCUGUAAAAUCCCGAUCGCAAGAACCUUCCGCUUCUUCGAUAUGGACCUCGUUGCUGACAUCGGUGCGCACCAGAAUUGUACGCAGCUGAUGACCAACGAAGGUGAUCUGCAGCUGUAUCGAUUAGCAGGCGGCGACGUGGAUAACAAGCAGAAAGUUUUUCUUGUCAAAGAUGUGCCAGAAGUUUUUUCGAAAUUCGAUGACCUCUCCUAUGUGCUGUCGCAGAUGGACUUGACGCAUUUCCGCAAAAGCGCCAUCGGCCAGCAGAUGCACGCGGCGGGAAAUUAGAGGUCGUCGACGGGACGAAUCCGUCGUCUGGAUGAAAUUAAGUAUAAGAAGUGCAAUGCCAAUGACUGAAACUCGUCUUUGGCUAAGCUUUAUAAUUUUCUGAUGAAAUAAUGAGUACAUGCUAGAUGAUGAUGGUGAACAGUUUGCUGAAUAGAGCGCGAAAGUACAGUAAGUAUUGUGAAAUAGACGAGAAUCAGAUAGCUAAGAAUCGAUCCGCGAGCUAGCAAGAAAUUUCUACUAAAAAGCAGGUAAGUAGGUAUUCACUGUCACUUUCGUGGCUGCCUUGCUUACCUAUCACGAUCAAUGUUGACGAGCAUCGUGCAUAGCACUGACUUACCAGAGUUGAAUUCUACUUCUAUGAGAGCAAAUGAAAUGAACCCGUUUGAAGUGAUUGUCCUGAUGUCGAUUCUUUAUAUUCCAGAUUCCAGAAAAAUUCGCGUGAACUUCAUAGAGUUUGAGUUCGUACUGCAUUUUUUAUUCCUAAAAGCUAAUAUAAAUAUUCUAGAGCACUAGAUGAAACGAGUCCGACGUGAUUUCGACUUUAUCUGGUACAGCAUGAAAUUCCAAAA
This is a messenger RNA of Amoebophrya sp. A25, 2687 nucleotides long. NCBI's taxonomy places the organism in Eukaryota, Dinophyceae, Syndiniales, Amoebophryaceae. The record is from the annotation of a GenBank genome assembly.